AUGGUGAAAAGUUAUACCCGUUACGAGCCCUCAGGAUUCUUUGGGGUCGUCGCUUCAUCCGGGUGUAAUAUCGUAACGCAACCAUCUGAAUCGGCGAAAUCCGUAGGCAAAGCGAUUGUUGGAGGUCUCGAAAGCAUUCUAGAAUGGGAUCUCAAGACCGGUCAAUUGUCGUCUAAAUGGAAGGACACGGAUUGUUCAUUUAAUGUUUCCUGUCUCACAAAUCAUGGCGAUGUAUAUGCCGCUGGCUACGAGGAUGGGUCUAUUCGUCUUUGGAAAGAAGGGGAAUUGCUUUUGACUUUGAACGGCCACAAAAGUGCUGUUUCUACUAUGACUUUCGAUCAAACAGGUACUCGAUUAGCUAGUGGCAGCAAAGAUACAGAUAUAAUUUUGUGGGAUGUUGUGAACGAAACUGGCUUGUAUAGACUUCGUGGACAUAAAGAUCAAGUUACGAAGCUCAUCUUUUUAACCCCUAGUGAUUUAACAGCCGUUAAUGAACAGGGAACCACGGACGGUGUUGAAGAUGAUGCCUCAACAAACAUGGAAAUUGAUGCCACGAACGCAGACCAAUACUUGUUGUCGUCUGGUAAAGACUCAUUUUUAAAGCUUUGGGAUCUUUCAAUUCAGCAUUGUGUCGAGACACAUGUCAAUCAUCAGGGUGAAAUUUGGGCAAUGUCUGUAUCUCCCGACAGAAAGCGCUGUUUAACUGCUAGCAGCGAUGCGGAUGUCAAAGUCUGGGAAAUCUCUUUCCCCACUGAUGGAAACAUAACCCCUACAACCAAAGUUUUGAAAUUAUUAGGAGGUGUUCCUCGCCAAAGUCGUGAUCGUCCACUUUCCUUGGACUUUUAUGAUUCUGGUCGAUUUGUAGUUUUCCAGGCCCAUGAUCGUUUGAUAGAGAUUAUCCGCAUAAGGACUCCUUCUGAAAUGGAAAAAAUUAUGAGUCGCCGCCGUAGACGCAAAAAGACCGAGGAAGUAGAAUUGACUUUGAAGGAUGAAUUCGAACCUUUUGCAGUUAUUCGUGCUCCUUCCCGCGUUUCCUCAUUUGCCUGGAUUCCUCAUCGCCGUAACCCUGUAUUCGUCGUUGUUCUUCAGAAUAAUUCCAUUGAGGUCUAUAAUGUGGAUACCAAGGCAGAGGCUACUACUCCCCUUACGGAACGAACUACACGCACCAAUUCCAUUGAAUUGCCAGGCCAUCGUGCUGACGUUAGAACUUUAGCCCUUUCCUCUAACUAUGAAAUGGUUUUAAGUGGCGCUAAUGGUUCACUAAAGAUCUGGAAUCAUAAAACAGGUUCUUGUAUUCGUACUUUUGAUUGUGGCUACGUUUUAGCCGCUGCAUUUGUAAAUGCAGAUAAGCAAAUUCUUUCUGUUAAUAAGGCGGGGGAAAUUGAGUUAUUUGACGUUGCUAGCUCUUCUCUAUUGGAACGUAUUCAAGCCCAUAAUGGCCCUAUCUGGGAUUUGGCUAUUGGACACAAUGGAUCAUAUUUUGCUACAGCUUCUGCAGAUAAGACUUUGAAGUUAUGGUCUUUGAAACCUUCUUUCGAUUAUGCUCCCGGUACUUCCGUCAAAGUUUUCGCUUUGAGGAUUGAGCAAACCCGUCAAAUUGACUUUGCGGAUGAUGUUCUUGCGACCACAAUAUCUCCAGAUGGUCGCCUUAUCACUGCAUCUUUACUCGAUAAUACAGUCAAGGUGUAUUACUUGGAUACUUUGAAAUUUUUCUUAAAUAUGUAUGGACACAAACUACCUGUUCUUUCAAUGGACAUUUCGCACGACUCUAAAUUAUUAGCUACUUGUAGUGCCGACAAGAACGUCAAAUUAUGGGGAUUAGACUUUGGUGACUGCCAUAAAUCAAUUUUCGCUCACCAGGAUUCUGUUAUGAAGGUUGCAUUUCAACCUGGCUCCAGAAAUUUUUUUACAUGCUCUAAGGAUAAGGAGCUUAGAUACUGGGAUGGUGACACCUUCGAUUUGAUUUUGAAAUUGCGCGGUCAUCAUUCUGAAGUUUGGUCAUUAGCUGUUGCUCCAACAACGGUUUUUACCGGUUCGCAUGAUCACUCCAUCCGUGUAUGGGCACAAUCGGAUGAUCUAGUAUUUUUAGAAGAAGAAAGAGAGCGCGAACUUGAGGAACAGUACGAGUCAACUUUGGUUUCCAGUUUCAGUGCUGAGGAGAGAAACGAAGACGCAGCAGAAAACAAUGUUGCUACAGUGAAUAAACAGACUGUUGAAAGUCUUAAAGACGGUGAAAAAAUACUCGAUGCAUUAGUUAUUGGCGCUAAAGAUUUGGACGAGGAAAUUCAAUAUCGAAUUGAGAAACUUAGCAAUCCGAACAAAUCUAGAAUCCCGCGUAACCCAAUUUUAGCUCACUUGAAUGUUUCAGCGGAAGAAUAUGUUUUAAAUACCUUUAAAAAAGUUCGUAUAAGUCAUCUCGAUGACGCUCUGUUGGUACUUCCCUUUGACCAAGUCUUGUCCCUUUUUCGCUUUGUUGAUAUAUGGGCUAGCAAGAAGUGGUCUAUACCCUUAGUAUCUCGAAUUAUAUUUUUCUUAUUGAAGACAUAUCAUCGUCAAUUGACGUCUACGAUUAAAAUGCGACCUCUACUAAAUAAUAUUCGCAAUAGUCUUAGAGGUUCUUUAGUGGAAGAGCGAUCGCUAGUGGGUUACAAUCUUGCCGGCUUAACAUACUUAAAAAAUGAGUGGGAUUUGAAUCAUAAAACAUCUCUUGAGGAAGUUGAUAAUCCUUUGCUCGGAAUUGAUGGAAAGAAGCGUGCAUUUUCUAAUGUUUAA
Messenger RNA from Schizosaccharomyces osmophilus, 2772 nucleotides. RefSeq names its product U3 snoRNA associated protein Dip2 (gene dip2). The record is from RefSeq and is a predicted model, not a curated record. Lineage: Eukaryota; Fungi; Ascomycota; Schizosaccharomycetes; Schizosaccharomycetales; Schizosaccharomycetaceae. Bases 1 to 2772 code for a protein of 923 amino acids. The transcript has a single exon. Gene Ontology annotation, cellular component: small-subunit processome; Pwp2p-containing subcomplex of 90S preribosome. Gene Ontology annotation, biological process: maturation of SSU-rRNA. Gene Ontology annotation, molecular function: snoRNA binding; protein binding.